GGGACUCGCUUCGCCGCCUGGAGUCUCCGCCGGCAGCCGCCGCCACUAGCCGGGCAUGGCCAUGGCGUCUCCGGCUAUCGGGCAGCGCCCCUACCCGCUACUCUUGGACCCCGAGCCGCCGCGUUAUCUGCAGAGCCUGAGUGGCCCUGAGCCACCCGUGCUGCCACCACCCCCAGGCCGCUCUUCGCGCCGCUGCGUCCCCGCGUCCCUCUCCACUGCGCCCGGGGCGCACGAGGGGCGCGGCGCGCGGAAAGCUGCCCGGGGAGACUCCGAACCUCAGCCCCGGGCCUCUCGACCUGCUCGGCCUCUCCGGCCUGGUCUGCAGCAGAGACUGCGGCGGCGACCCGGAGCGCCCCGGCCCCGCGACGUGCGGAGCAUCUUCGAGCAGCCGCAGGAUCCCCGCGUCCCCGCCGAGCGGGGCGAGGGGCACUGCUUCAUCGAAUUGGCGCUGCGGGGCGGGCCCGGCUGGUGUGACCUGUGCGGACGCGAGGUGCUGCGGCAGGCGCUGCGCUGCGCCAUGGUGCACCGCUAA
Messenger RNA from Castor canadensis (American beaver), 532 nucleotides. The record is from RefSeq and is a predicted model, not a curated record. Lineage: Eukaryota; Metazoa; Chordata; Mammalia; Rodentia; Castoridae.